Messenger RNA from Pseudophryne corroboree (corroboree frog), 1356 nucleotides. RefSeq lists its product as uncharacterized. Bases 430 to 1296 code for a protein of 288 amino acids. NCBI's taxonomy places the organism in Eukaryota, Metazoa, Chordata, Amphibia, Anura, Myobatrachidae. The record is from RefSeq and is a predicted model, not a curated record. The transcript has 4 exons.
CUGCAUAUCUCUUGGUGAGAGGACAGAGUUUUUUGUUGCUCCGGCCGUCGCCCGCAUUAGAGCUGAGCGGUAUAUAUUUCGGCGGCCGGAGGGGGCUUAGUGUGUGUAGCCAGAACAGGGCUUCCUUACUGUAAAGGUGGUGACAGCAGCAUUGAGACUAAGAACUGUUCAUAGAACCCGGCAUCAGCGCUAGUCAACUCACCCAGCAGUAUUGGAAGGGCGCAUCUGUGACAGGGAGACAGAGAGGGUUCCUUCCUACCUAUUACCGGCACAGACUCUGACAGCCACAACAAAGAAGCCAGGACCAGCAGCAGAGGCUCCAUUCUGUGUGGCUUGGCCAAAAAAAGAACACACCACACUACUAGCACAAAUGUCGCACAUGAGGAUGCUGCUGCUGCAGGAUCAUCACGGCCACAUCCGAGUGCACAAAUGCGCACAAGCCAUGGAACAGCCACGGGGAAACACGUGGCACAUAAAAGACAGCAUCCAGAUCUGCCGAUGCCACAAUCUGCAUCUCCGUCAACGCGACUCAUAUCAACGGUUUCAUCAAUGCCACCGGUCGAUUUGAUUGAGCCUUUCCCAACACGGGAACCACAGUCCCCUCAUCUUCCUGAUGAUGCCAGCAUGACCCCGGCCCACCAGCCAUCUGAAAUGGAGUAUACUUUUGUGCUUGACCUGCAGCCACUAGACACUACCAGACCAAGCACGCCACCUAUGUCUCCGCAACGAACUCCUCCACCACCACAAAUGAGCCCAGCCACAACACAGGCUCAAAACCAACAGCAGGCAUUUUGGGACAGCGGGGCCACACAACAGUUGAACAAUUUAGAGUGUCUUCGCAGACAAACUCAACUGCUCUCAAGUCUGCCACAUUACCUGCCUAGAAUCAGUCACACUAUGAGCCAACAAAAUAGCGAGAGGAGUAGAAUCGCUACUUGCAUGGAGCAAAUGCGUGCUGACAACAGCCACAUGAUGAACACUUUGGCACGUAUUAUGGAUGACCAAAUGAGGCAGCACCAAAGCGACCUCAAUCUGCUGGAAACCAACAAUAGGCUUACUGAAAGCCUAGGCAGAAUAAUUGAGAACAACACGGCCUCCAAUACUCAACUUAAUGCCACACUGACUAACCUCAGCCACAAUAUAACUUUAAUACACACGCAACAAGCGAGCACCAGCUCAGAAACAACCACCCCUAUAAAUACUCCAGUUACCUCCCCAGUAAGGAGAUCAGGCAGAAGAAUAUCAAAUGUGCCUGGCCAGGACUCUGCCGGCUCAAAGGGUUCACAAAAAAAAUAAAGUAGGCCGCUUCAGGUGUAAUCUGCUUAGGUGGGUGAACAAUGUCAGGUUGACAGAACU